Molecule: messenger RNA, 3472 nt
Organism: Paramecium sonneborni
Lineage: Eukaryota; Ciliophora; Oligohymenophorea; Peniculida; Parameciidae
Source: the annotation of a GenBank genome assembly
AUGUUACUCACUCUCAAAUAUUUGAAUAAGGUCAAAUAAAUAAAUUUAGAUAAACGAGUAAAUGUGUAAUCUUUGCAGAUACUUUUGGUUUAAUUAUUUGGUAUAAAAAGCAGAAUAAUAGGAUUAAUUGAUUAAGACGGUAUGAAUAAUUGUUAAUUUUUCAAGGUAACUAUUUUGAUUUAUCAUAAUUUAUUUAAUAAUUGUGUUAUACGAGAUGCAAUGUGUACACUAUUGCAAGUGAAGAAAAUUAAAAUUAAAAUGAUAGCAAAUUAUUAUAAACAUCUUUAAAAUAUAGUUAGAUGUCAGAUUACAACAACAAAUUAUAAUUUAUUGAUUUCAUAUAUGAUUUGGAGGAAUUUCAGUAGAUUUUAGGAGGAGAUUAAUAUACUUGUAUUUACUUGAUUGAUGAAAAAGAUUAUUAAGGGUUAGAUUUUUUAUGUGCUUUAGAACCCUUAAUUAAUAAUUUCAAUAAUUGGGUUAACUUUUACUAUUCAUUUAGCAAUAGAUUAUAAGAUUAAUUAAGAGAUCAUGAAUUUUAUCAUAAAUUUUUAUGGAUAUAUAAAGGAUCUAAGAAAAUAGUUUCAAUUUAAUUGAACAAUGAUAAAAAAAUGAGAUAAAUGGAUGAAAUUAUUCACAAACUUGUAUAAACUUAAUUAUAAGGGACAAGUACAACAAAUAUUAAAAAAUAAUCUUAAAUAUCUUCUUAAUAAUCUCCUGAUAAAAGAAGAAGUAAAUCUAUUAGAAAAUUGGUUGAAGAAUCUUAGAUAUCUAAUAAUAAUUCUUUAUAUUUGAAUUAGAAUGUUGGUGCUUCAAAAUUAAUUACUAGAGUAUAAGCAAAACUUAUUUAAAGAGUUCCUUCUAGAGGUAGUGAAAAUUUUGAGGAUUAUAGAUAUUAAUAAUCACAUUAAUAAUAAUAAUAAUAAUAAUAAUAAUAAUAAUAAUAAUAAUAAUAAUAAUAAUAAUAAUAAUAAAGUAAUAUAUAUCAUAAUGAGUCCAUUAUUAGUUAAUAAGAUUUAUUAUUUGGAGUUGUAGGUGAUUUAGAGGAAAAGGAAAUAUUAGAUGUUACUAUGGCUAGAUUAGUUAAGCGUUUGUUAAUAGAAGAAAAUAAAGAAGUUAUUCAAGUUUUAUAAUAUUAUUUGUAAAAUAGUAUAAAUAUUCAAUAAUUAUGUGAAAAAUUGAAUAAAAUUAUUGAAAAUUGUACUUACUAAGAGAGACCUACAUCUCCUUUUUAAACUCUCAAAUAAGCUAAACGUUAAGCUAAACCAUAGUAAUUAAUAAACAAUAAUUCAGAAGAUUCAAAUAGAUCUAUACAAUAAGAAUCAUCUAAAAAUAAUUAAGUAUAACGAUUAGAGGAUAUUAAAAAUAAAGUUAUUGAAACUAAUAAUUACACUUAUACUUCUGAAUAAUUUGGAAUGAUCAAUGUAUUAUGGAAUUAAUAAGAUAAAGUAUUAUUAUAAUUAUGUACAGACAUUUAUAAUAAAAUACUAAAAGGAGAAUCAAAUUCUCUCAAACCAUUAUAAAUUUAUUUAGAUUCUAAAUUUAAUGAAUUAUUGUAGUCUCAUUUCAAAUAAUCUGAAAUCAAUAUGAUUCAUGACUAUAAAAAUAGUCAUUCUGGAUCUAUAUAUGCUGUUUUGUAACAUUUUAGAUAUUAAAGUAAUAUAGAAUUAUUUAUAAAUGAUCUAAAGAAAGCAAUCAAUUCUAUAAAUAGCUAAAAUCUAAAUCUUAAUUAACAUGAAAAAUAACAAACCUAAGUUUCUAAAGAAAUCAAUUUAUUUAAAUAAUUACCACAAGCACCAUCUCCUUAAAGUGUUUUAAUGCCAAAUUUUUAAUUACAAGAUAAUUUAUAAACAUAGACUAAUUAAUCCUAAACAUAGUUAGCAAAGUAGUAUGAAAAGAAAUAAUAGUAAUAGUAAUAAUAAUAAUAAUAAUAAUAAUAAUAAUAAUAGUAGUAGUAAUAAUAAUAAUAAUAAUAAUAAUAAUAAUAAUAGUAGUAAUAGUAUUAAUAAUAAUAAUAGUAGUAAUAGUAUUAAUAAUAACAAAUAAAGAAUAUGCAUUAGACAUAACCUAUUAUUUACCAAAAAGAUUAAAAUUCAGAGGUACAAUAAACAAUUCAAGGAUUGGCAUAGGAAAUUAAAUAGCCAGUUUACUAAAAAAAUGAUAUCUUGAGUACAUCAGAGUAAAUUUUUGCGUAAAAGAGAAUUAGUGCAUCAGAAGUUGUUGCUAAAGAUAUUAUUUUCAAUGAAGAAAACUUUAUGUAAACAAAAAAAGAAAAAAGGAAAGCAAAUUUAGAAAAAAUUGAUAAAUUUUAUUCAAUAUAAGAAGAAAAGGAAUUCUAGUAAGUAUUUUAAGAUAUGCUUUGGGAUAUGGAUUUAGAUGAGCCAAAUGUUAGAUAAGCUGAAUUGUUGUUUUCAGAAUAUAAUUAAUAACUUUUUGAGAUUGUUUAAGGUUGGUAAUCUUCAAGAAUUAUCAAUGUUACAAGAACUAAGCUUAUGUAAUUUUAAAUAAUAUGAAUAGAAAAUUAUUAUCUGAAUAAUAAAUAAAAAAGGAAGACUACAGAAAAAUAAAGAUGUAUAAUUUAUUUAUGAAUUAAGUGAGAUAAUUUACAUUAUAAAAUCAUCUUUAAGACAAUGAAAAAAAUUUUUUACUAAAAAUGUUUAUGGAUAAUGAUUUAUAAGUUUUAGGAACAUUUGAAACAUAUUUACAAAAUUAAGAUGCAGAAGAUAUGUUAGAAAAUUUGAAAUUGAUAAUAAAACAAUAUUCUAAGUUCACAAAUGUAAAUAAAAAUAUAUAUAAAGAUAAAUUCUCCUAAUACAGAGUUAGAUAAAUAAUCAAUUAUAGAACCUAAAAAGAAUUAAUUAAGUGCUAAGGAAAUAUUAUUAUAAAUAAAAAAAUAUUUUUCAGCAGAAGAGAAGAAUAGAUUAGAGAAUAUGGCAAAUGAAUAGAGAGAUACAAAAAUAGUUGAAUUAUUUUAGGAAUAUUAAUAAGAUUAAGAUUUAAAUGGUUUUAUUUCAGCUGUUAAGAAGUUAAGCUAAUAAGAUUAGAUUAAAAAAUAGUUUGAAGAUUUGUUAAAAAAAUUGUAAAAGGAAGGACAAUUAAAAAUAGAUGAUUAUAUGUUAUACGUAAUAAAUUAGAGAAUAAAUGAAUAAAGAAUAAAAGGUGUUUUUGAAUUAUAUCUCUUUAACAAAAAUAUAGAGGAUUUUGUUGAAAGUAUAAAAAGCAUUUCUAAAUUGUUGUAAUAAGGUAAUAUAAAUAAAUUUAUAAUAUAGAGUUAAUUCUUUAAACUUUGAAUUAGUUUGAAAGAGAAAAGUUAUUAGAUGAAAGAAAAUUAUCAAUAUUAAGAGAAAAAGCGUAUGAUUAUCACAAGGAUUAUCAAAAGUUAUUAGGAGCAUUUUCGCUUUAUUUUGAAUAAGCAUAGACAGAUUAAGAGGAAGCUAAAAAAGAGAUUUUAGAAACUUUAAAUCUAUUUAAUUGA